Molecule: messenger RNA, 3145 nt
Organism: Danaus plexippus (monarch butterfly)
Lineage: Eukaryota; Metazoa; Arthropoda; Insecta; Lepidoptera; Nymphalidae
Product: synaptic vesicle 2-related protein
Exons: 13
Coding region: 245-1726 (493 amino acids)
Biological process (GO): transmembrane transport
Cellular component (GO): membrane
Molecular function (GO): transmembrane transporter activity
Source: RefSeq, a predicted model, not a curated record
ACUUCAAACGUCAGAAAUCAAAACAUUUUAUACAGGUUUCAAAUUCAAAACAAUAACAAAUUUAACAUUUAUUUUUUUAUCUUAAUGUUGUUACUUUACUCUUAAAUAUUAUAUUUGUUAUAAGAUAAUAAGGCAACAUGUAAAAUAUAUUCUAAGGAAAUCGUAUGUAAUAGUAACAGUAACUUAGUUUCCCGUUAUUCGUAGCAUACCACGUCAGUAUUAAAUCGCUCAAGUAAAUCAUAAGAUGCGUAGAUCUAAAGGAUAUCAAGAUCUUGAUGAAAAUGUUGGUGAUGGACGUCAACCGGCGCCUCCGAUGCCGCCUCCUCAGGAAAUCGAAAUGGCAUCGGUUUCCGUCGUUCCCGACGAUACAUUCACAGUCACUCAGGCGGUGAAUGCCCUAGGGUUUGGUUGGUUUCAAGUGAAGCUGUCCUUGUAUACGGGCCUCUGUUGGAUGGCAGAUUCUAUGGAAAUGACUAUAUUGAGUAUUUUAUCACCCGCCCUGCAUUGCGAAUGGAAUAUUAGCAAGUACCAACAAGCCCUUACAACCACAGUUGUUUUCAUGGGAAUGAUGCUGAGUUCAACAUUCUGGGGAAAUAUAAGUGAUCGUUAUGGCAGAAAAACAGCGCUAAGUAUGUGUGGCGUUCUGUUGUUUUAUUAUGGACUGUUAAGUGCAAUAGCUCCAAAUUUCCUAUGGUUGUUAUUUUUGAGGGGUCUAGUCGGUUUUGCUAUAGGAUGUGUACCACAAUCAGUGACUUUAUACGCAGAAUUUUUACCAACGAAACAGAGGGCAAAAUGUGUUGUGCUUUUGGAUUGUUUCUGGGCCCUCGGAGCUUGUUUGGAAGUAGCUUUGGCACUGGUUGUGAUGCCAACAUUAGGUGUGCAUUGGCUUCUGGCAUUAUCUACUGUACCGUUGCUUAUAUUUGCACUUAUAUGUCCGUGGCUUCCUGAAUCUGCCAGAUUCCAUGUAGCCAGUGGUCAACCUGACAAAGCUUUAGCAACACUCGAUCAGAUAGCCCGGGAUAACGGCCGUCCUAUGUUGCUGGGUAGACUUGUCUGCGAUGACUCCGUGGGUAUCGGACAAAGAGGACGUCUUAAGCAUCUUCUAAUACCACAGCUUAGAAACACCAGUCUGCUACUUUGGGUUAUUUGGAUGUCCUGUGCGUUCUGCUACUACGGUCUAGUGCUGAUGACCACGGAACUGUUCGAGACUGAUGCUGGCGAGGAACCCUGUGCCGCUGACUGCCGUCCGUUACAGACCACAGACUAUAUGGACCUAUUGUGGACCACACUAGCAGAAUUCCCCGGAAUAUUUGCCACAAUAUUUAUAAUCGAGAAGUUUGGACGCAAGAAGACGAUGGCAUCUCAAUUCGUUAUAUUCGCCAUGUGCGUCUGCGUAUUAACAUACAACGCGAACCGUACCUUCCUCACUUGCACAUUGUUCCUGGCUCGCGGAAUAAUCGCUGGUUUGUUCCAAGCUGCCUACGUUUACACGCCGGAGGUAUAUCCAACAGCGUUGAGGUCAACGGCCGUAGGUGCUUGUAGUGGUGUUGCCAGACUAGGGGCCAUGGUUACACCAUAUGUAGCACAGGUACUGUUAAGGAACUCAGUGUUAAUAGCCACCGCUGUAUACUCUGUGGCUGCAUUGUUAGCAGCUGCUGCCUGCCUCGCUCUGCCGAUAGAGACUAAAGGCAGAGAAAUGAAGGAUACUGUCACUGUCACCGGCUGACAGACAGAUGACAUUUUGACAUUAAACAGUAUGUCGUGGUUGACAGAUAUCGGACAUAUUGACAUUUGACACUAAUUUAUAUUGUGGAGGGUAGAUGUAAAGAGCACACAAUUCUUUUACUUGACGUUAACAUAUAUGUAAAUUAAAAGAAGAAUUAUAUUUAACAUAAAUUUAAAACGUUAAGAUUUAAAUUAAAAGCUUUAAUGUAUUGAUGUAAUACAGGUUUGAUGAACAUAAUUUUCUUCCUAUCGAGUUACUGCUUCCCGACUUGUAUCUAACUAAUUGUUAUUUAAUGAGCACAAAAUAUUAAAAAUAUAUUGAUAUUAAUAGUGUUGUAUCAUAAGCAUUUUGUCGCAGUAAAAAAUGUUGGCUUAUUAUGUUUUGCCCAUUUAUUAUGUUAGUGUAUAAAAAAAAACUCAAAUACUUUACUAAUUUAUGUAACAGUGACCACUUAUUAUAUGACUGUAAUAAAUUUUAAUCUCGCUAGGAAUAGCGUCCAAGAACCUGUAGAUGUCUUCCAAAUGAUAAUUAUAAUGCAAGUGUAUUUUAAAGAAAUUGUAUCCCAGCAUAGGACCUGAUAUCUUUUUUCUUACAAUAAUUUCUGAUAUGGGAUUUAGAAAUAGAAUAUUUUAUUAAAUCUUUUAAAAUUCAAAUAUCCGAAUAUAAACAAAGGAUGAAUUUUAUUAAUAUUGUAUGUGAGAAAAGAAAUGCAAUAAUUACAUUUUAAAAUGAAAAAAUUACAAUCAUUUUAUAUCGUCCAUAAUUUUAAAUUAGAUAUUUUUAUUUAUUUGCAUUCGUACCUGACUUUAGGGUUGAUCGAUACCGUCCUUAUAGGGCUAUGACACUACAAACAUAACAUUUCACUAAUUUUAUACUUUCAGUGUGAUAUUUAAUCCAAACUUACUUAAGCGUAGCUUUACAUAAUAAUUUUAUAACUUUAAAUAAGCUGAAUCUCAAGAACAGACGAACCAAUUUUAUGUUAAGUAUUUAGAAGAAAUUUUGUCUAAUAAAUGGAUCAUGGCGUGUUUUAAUAUUCGUAUACUCAACUAUUCAUUGUUCUGCCGCCAUCUGGUGAUUUUAUUUAAUUUUUUUGUUUCUUACCUUACUUAAGUUUUUAAAGCCCCAUCGGCCGUGUACUUAACUAUUGUGAUCUGCUCUUUUGAGUGUAUACCGUAAUAUUAUACACAACAAAAAAUUUACAAAUAAAUCUCAUGUAAUUUUAAGCUCUACUGUUUAGAACAGUAAUAAUUCUUUUUAAUUUUCAUUGCAUUUAUUUAAAAAACAUUUUUUUUCUAUGGUUGUAAUGGUAACCUCGUUAUGUAUAGAUGUAUUACAAACAAUAUUGACACCAAAUAUAAUGUUAUUUUUUAAGCAUCUAAUAUGUUAUAGCAUACAAAUAAAACUCACUGCUGCUAUCAA